GGAGGGUCACGCUUGACAACGGAGAUGUACGUGUAUGCUUCGUGCUUGGCAAGACGAAGUGUGCACCGAUGAGGACUAUGUCCAUACCACGACCAUCCGCGAUGAACGUAAAGUGGCCAUUGGACAGAUGAUACUAUGGUCGGACUCCAAAACGGUGCAGCGUUGGAUAGGCAGCACGCACCGGCGAUACAAGCAGUUUGUCGGCAACAGGGUUGCGGAGAUACUGGAGCCAACCGACCAGAGCAACUGGAAUUGGAUUCCGUCUGCUGAAAACGUAGCAGACGAGGAGACCAGGGCGCAACGCCACGUGGACUUCAGUCAACAGUCACGGUGGCUAGGCGGACCUGCAUUUCUGCGCGGGCCAGAGGCCAACUGGCCGCAGCAGACGCCGAGUGACGAUUGCGCCGACGACGACGAGGAGAUGCCCUGUGAGUUUGCGUUGACGGUGUCAACUGAAAGCGUUAUUUCUUUGCAGAGAUUCUCAAGCUACACACGCCUGGUGAGGACUGUUGCUUGGGUCCUAAGGUUUGCCAGAUGGUGCCAGGGACAGCAAAAUCUACUGGAGAAGUACGGACUCACAGCGGCCGAGUGUGAGGCGGCUGAGUACACGCUCAUACGGCAAGCGCAGCGAGAAGCGUUUCCAGAUGAGGUGCAGGCCGCACAAAACAAAGAGAUUAUUGCCAAGGGCAGUGACGUCAAAGGCUUGGCGCCAUACCUUGAUGGGAAAGGAGUACUGCGCGCAUACGGCCGAAUUUAAGUUUUCCGGGCUGGACUACUUCGGGCCACUCCUGGUGACGGUCGGGAGGCGGAAGGAGAAGCGCUGGGUGGCG
This is a messenger RNA of Drosophila busckii, 830 nucleotides long. RefSeq lists its product as uncharacterized. The transcript has 3 exons. The record is from RefSeq and is a predicted model, not a curated record. Lineage: Eukaryota; Metazoa; Arthropoda; Insecta; Diptera; Drosophilidae. The coding region runs from base 35 to 757 and encodes 240 amino acids.